GUUCGAACGAAUCCUAGCUAGCUCACUCACACAACCGUUGACUUUGAGGGCAAGGAAUACAAUCUCAUCCACACUGCAAUGGCCUACGAGGGAAACGUGAGCGCGUCCGUGCCGGAAUGGCUCAACAAAGGGGACAACGCGUGGCAGAUGAUUUCCGCCACACUGGUGGGCCUCCAGAGCGUACCGGGCCUGGUCAUCCUCUACGGCAGCAUCGUGAAGAAGAAGUGGGCAGUCAACUCGGCCUUCAUGGCCCUCUACGCCUUCGCCGCCGUCAUCCUCUGUUGGGUCACUUGGGCUUACAAAAUGUCCUUCGGCCAUAGGCUGCUACCCUUUUGGGGUAAGGCAGGGCCGGCUUUGGGACAGAAGUUCCUGAUCUCUCAAUCGAAGUUACCCGCCACCGUUCACUACUUCUCGGACGGCGUUAGCGUGGAGACUCCGGCUAUCGAGCCGUGGUAUCCUGCUGCGACGAUGGUUUGGUUCCAAUGCGUGUUCGCCGCGAUAACGCUGAUACUCCUGGCGGGUGCAGUGCUUGGGAGAAUGAACUUCAAGGCUUGGAUGAUGUUUGUACCGCUAUGGCUCACCUUUAGUUACACUGUUGGAGCCUUUAGCUUAUGGGGUGGAGGCUUCCUUUUCCAUUGGGGAGUUAUGGACUACUCUGGUGGUUAUGUCAUUCAUCUCUCCUCUGGGAUUGCCGGCUUCACUGCAGCUUAUUGGGUGGGGCCAAGAGAAAAAAAGGACAGAGAGAGAUUCCCACCAAACAACGUACUGCUAAUGCUUGCGGGGGCAGGGCUGCUGUGGAUGGGGUGGGCAGGAUUCAACGGUGGAGAUCCAUACGCAGCCAACACUGACUCAUCUAUGGCUGUCCUUAACACCAACAUAUGUGCUGCCACCAGCCUCCUCGUUUGGACAUGGCUUGAUGUCAUUUUCUUCAACAAGCCCUCUGUCAUUGGAGCUGUCCAAGGAAUGAUCACUGGCCUAGUUUGCAUCACUCCCGGCGCAGGUCUAGUACAAGGAUGGGCAGCCAUAAUAAUGGGAGUGAUGUCUGGCAGUGUCCCAUGGUUCACCAUGAUGAUCCUAGACAAAAGGUGGAAGCUCUUCACCAAAGUAGACGACACCCUCGGCGUUUUCCACACGCACGCAGUGGCCGGCCUCCUCGGUGGCCUUCUCACUGGACUCUUCGCCGAGCCCCAGCUUUGCUCGCUCUUCCUGCCCGUCACCAACUCCCGUGGAGGAGUUUACGGAGGGUCAGGCGGCAUGCAAAUCGCCAAACAGCUGGUGGGCGGGCUGUUCAUCAUCGGUUGGAACCUCGUGGUGACAUCGAUUAUUUGUGUAGUGAUAAAGGCGGUGAUGCCGCUUAGGAUGCCGGAGGAUCAUCUCCUCAUUGGUGACGACGCGGUGCAUGGUGAAGAGGCCUAUGCGCUGUGGGGUGAUGGGGAGAAGUAUGACGUUACCAGACAUGAGGUUUACUACUCUGAUGAUACUUCACAACCUCGUCAAUAUCCAUCAAGUGGUGCUACUCAAGUGGUCUAAAAUAAUUUGCGAGAAAAAUAGUGCUCAUGUUGGUCAAGGAAAAUACGUGAUCUUUCAACUUAAUUCCAAGGGUUCAUGUUCGUUUGUGAAAGCAAUUACUUAAUUUUACAAAUUGUUUAUAUAUCUCGAGAAGAGUGUCAUAGUGUGGUUGUUAUUGUUGUUUGAUUAUUGGAAGGCCUUGUACGGAACAUGGGAGUUUUUGUUUUCUUUUUCUUUUUCUUGCUUGGUGAACGCCCCGUCAAACAGGGGCGCCAUUCAUUGAACCAAAA
Molecule: messenger RNA, 1799 nt
Organism: Humulus lupulus (European hop)
Lineage: Eukaryota; Viridiplantae; Streptophyta; Magnoliopsida; Rosales; Cannabaceae
Product: ammonium transporter 3 member 1-like
Exons: 3
Coding region: 79-1530 (483 amino acids)
Biological process (GO): ammonium transmembrane transport
Cellular component (GO): plasma membrane
Molecular function (GO): ammonium channel activity
Source: RefSeq, a predicted model, not a curated record